AUGGGGAAUGUGUGUAGAGGGGAAGGAAAAACCAGAGAACCCCGUACUCCUCCGAAAUUGGAGAGGAGCGAGUCAACAGAAGCAGAACAAAAGGCCCUACGUAAACAAGCGUCUACACGGAGAAUCGAGACGGCAAAACAUGAGGCCCUGAAGAAGUUGCACACCAGCCGUGCCUUGUCUGUGCAUGAAGAGCGCCGGCGUCUACACAUCCAAGCAACCCGACAGAAGCUUGUGUACACGAGUUUUGGAGGCUUGAACGCAGACCUCCGAGACGAAGAGCUCUCGGAAGGUGAAGACCGACCACCUGGGCCUCGCCGUCCUUCUCACCCCCGGCAGGAAGGCCUCGAUUCAUCGAAACCGUUAGAGCAGAGAUCUGAAAGUGGACAAAAGGCUAUUUUCGGCUGCACUACUCGUGAAAAGAACAUGGCAGUUUUGGGUGAAUCACAAGCCUCUCCGUCAGAUAACAUUUUCGAGGUAACUGAACCAACUGCACCUGAGGCUGGCGCUGCGGAGAGAGCCGCUCAGGAAGCUUUGACACAGAAACUAGCGGAACUGAAUAGGGAGCAGAGAUAG
Neospora caninum is the source of this 573-nucleotide messenger RNA. RefSeq lists its product as hypothetical. The record is from RefSeq and is a predicted model, not a curated record. The transcript is spliced from 3 exons. NCBI's taxonomy places the organism in Eukaryota, Apicomplexa, Conoidasida, Eucoccidiorida, Sarcocystidae. Bases 1 to 573 code for a protein of 190 amino acids.